UUGUUCUUCAUAUAUGGAAAGUGUUUGCAAUAGAAGCCAACACGCAAAUGUUGGUGGACUCCUUGUUGCUUCACGAAGAGUCCCAGCUGCCAAUUCCCCAAUGAAUAUGUUUUUGUAAUUGGGGAACAUCUGUUUCAGUACUGCUCGGGUUCACCUGCACGGAGCUGAGGUGACCUGCAGUUGCAAAAGCUGCUCUUUGUCCCUGUCCCCAUUGGAAGUUAGCUGCCUUUCUAGUAACCUUGUAGAGGGUUUUUAAAAUAAUAAUCUGUAAAUGUGGUAUGUGAUUUCUCUAGUGUGCCAACAUACCAAUUAGGAGCUGCAUCUGAGUUUUGUGUCUGAGUGGUGGGAUUAAAGGCAUGUGCCACCAUCACCUUACUAACUGUAACUCUAGAAUUUAGAAAAUAAGUAACUUAAAGAGAUACCACUGUCUCUGCUGGUAUUAAAGGCAUUGGCUACCAGUAUACUCUUCAAAUAUUUUAUCUUAGCCCCAAAUCACUCCAACCCUUAGAGAUUUACAAAACAAGUUUGAACUGUAGUAACUUUUUAAAUUUACUUAAAAAUGUUCAAUCUCUUAACCGUGUUUUUAAUACCAAAGAAGAAAACUGAAAAGCUGAUGUCCAAGAUGGCAUGGUCUAGGUGGCAAUUGACCAUCUAACAUCCUAACAUGGAAUGUUAGAUCCAUGGUUUUAGAAAACACUUUUGUUGUUUUUUUUGUUUUGUUUUGUUUUUUGAGCCAGAUCUGGUGUCACUUGCCUUUAAUCCCAGGACUCAGGGAGGCAGAGGCAGGUGGAUCUCUGUAAGUUCGAGGCCAGGCUGGUCUAAGCAAGCUCUUGACAGCCAAGGCUACACAGAAAAACUCUGUCUUGAAAAAAACAAUUUCAUACCAGUAAGACAAGUAUGCCUUUGGUAAAUUAUCAUUUGAAAAUAUUGUUCUUUUUCUUUUCUUUCUUUUUUUUUUCAGCAUUAAAGUUUUUAUUCAUGUCAAUUGUUAAAAAAGAGCAUCUAUGUUGUUGAUUAUUGAUACACAUUAUCGAUUUAUCUUUUAGUGAAACGAUGGUUAUUCCUAAACAGCUGUACACCCAAAUCACCACCCAGAGACUAGGAUGUAUUUAGUUAACUUAGAGCACAAUGCUGGGCAAUGAUUACUCCAUCCUAAACCUCCAAGCCCACAUAUCUUCCUCUCAUUCAGAAUUUCCCACAUUAUACUUGCUUUUAGUCAUAUCUUAGGUCCAAUUCAUCUCCUCAAGAUUCCAAGUCCUACUAUUCUCCAACUCCUCCCACUCGCUUCUUUCUCCUUCCCUCCCGACCAGGAAGUCCCACCCUAUUCUCUCCAUUACUCAGCAUAAUUGACAAUAUAGAGAACAAAUGGUACCAUGAUUAUACAAACUUGAGACAGAUGAUGCUUAGAAUAAGCAUCACAACGCAAUGUCCGGAUUGAAACCAGAUAAUGGGGGAGAGAAAUCAGCAUUUGAAUGAACAACGGUAAAUUAUAUACAUUCUACAAGAACAUUAUACCAACAUGUCUUUAUCAGUGUCAGGUGAGGGAGGAAGAGGAAAACAAGGCAGGACAAGGUGGAGGAAUCCCCUCUAUUGGUAAUAAAGUUCCAGGUCCAUCCCAUUGCGGAUUUUAUAAUCUCCCAGAGACAUGUGGUCCUUAAAACCGUGUACCACCAGGAGACAACUUCCUGAACAAAAUACCAACAGCUCAGGCUCUAAGUUCUACACUUAAUAAAUGGGACCUUGUGAAACUGAAAGGGUUCUGUAAAGCAAAAGACACUGUCAAAGACAGUCAAAAGGACAGCCUACAGACUGGAAAAAGAUCUUCACCAACCCUACAUCUCAUAGAGGGAAAAUAUCAAGAAUAUAUAAAGAACUCAAGAAAUUAGACACCAACAAACCAAAUAAUCCAAGUAAAAAAUGGGGAACAGAGCUGAGCAGAGCAUUCUUCACAGAGGAAUAUCAAAUGACAGAGAAACAAAGAAAUGCUCAACGGUUCUCAUCAGUUCUUAGCACUGUGAGUGUUUCAGGUGCGGUCACCAUGCCUCGGGAAACUGAGGAAAUCAAGGACUUUCUGCUCACAGCCCGGCGGAAGGACGCUAAAUCUGUCAAGAUCAAGAAGAACAAGGAUAAUGUGAAGUUCAAGGUUCGCUGCAGCAGGUACCUCUACGCCCUCAUCAUCACAGACAAGGAGAAGGCAGAGAAGCUGAAAUAGUCUCUACCCCCUGGUUUGGCAGUGAAGGAGCUGAAAUGAACCAGUCCUCUGCAUUUAACUAUUAAAAAUUCUGAAAAGGCCAAAAAAAAAAAAAAAAAAAGCUCAACAUCCUUAGUCAUCAGGGAUAUGCAAAUCAAAACAACUCUAAGAUUCCCUCUCACACCCCUCAGAAUGGCUAAGAUCAAAAACUCAAGUGACAACACAUGCUGGAGAGGAUGUGGAGAAAGGGAACCUUCCUUCAUUGCUGGUGGGAAGGUAAACUUGAACAACCACUUUGGAAAUCAAUCUGAUGCUUUCUCUGAAAAUUGGGAAUAGCGCUACCUCAAGAUCCAGCUAUACCAUUCCUGGGUAUGUACCCAAAAGAUACCCCACCAUUCAAUAAGGACAUUUGCUCAGCUAUGUUUGUAGCAGCUUUAUUUGUAAUAACCAGAAUCUGGAAACAACCUAGAUGCCCCUCAACGGAAGAAUUGACACAGAAAUUGUGGCACAUUUACACAAUUAAAUACUAUUCAGCAAUUAAAAACAAGGAAAUCAUGAAAUGUUCAGGCAAAUGGAUGGAAACAGAAAAGAUCAUUCUGAGUGAGGUAACCCAGAAAGACAGGCUUGGUAUACACUCACUUAUAAGCAGAUAUUAGCCGUAUAAUAUAGGACAGCCAUCUACAGACCUGAAGAAGCUAAACACUAAGGAGGAUCCUAGGAAAGAUGCUUAAAUCUUAUUCAGAAUGGCAGAUAGGAGAGACACCAGAAGGGGUAAGGGAGGAAACAGGAUGGGAGCCUACUAUAGAGGGUCCUCUGAAAGGAUCCACCCAACAGGAGAACAAAGCAGAUGCUGAGACUCACUGCCAAACUUUGGGUAGAGCACAGAGGGUCUUAUGGAAGAAGAGAAGAUUGGGGAUAGAGGGACAUGGAGGGGACAGGAGCCCCACAAGGAGACCAAUAAAGCUAAAGGAUCUGAGCCCAGCGGGUCCUGCAGAGACUGAUGCACCAAAGGAGGACCAUGCAUGGAGAGGACCUUGACCCUGCUCAGGUGUGGCCAACCGGCAGCUCUGUCUCCAUGUGGAUCUCCAAGUGAGGGGGGCAGAGCCUGCCUCUAUCAUGAACUCAGUUGCCUGCUCUUUGAUCACUCACCCCUGGUGAUGAGGCCUUGCCAGGCCAUGGAGAAAGAGGAUGCAGGCAGUCCUGAUGAGACUUAACAAGGUAUGGGCAGAUGGCAAUGGUGGAGAGCUCCCCCUUUCAGUGCAAACCACCUCGAUCAUCGAGGCUGGCGCUCUCAUCUCCUCGGGACUGUGGACCACGACACAAGCUGUAGCUGCAACGCUGAUGGCUGGCCCGAUGUAGGGCUGGAAACAGAAAGCAGAGGUCUUUUUAUUGUCUCACGCCCGAUCAAAGGAAAGGCAUUUGUUAGUCUUUACAUGUUAGUUAGGACUGAAUGGCCAAGCUGCCUGACUAACUACGGCCUCUCCUCAUUCAGAUCUCGCCUUAUCAAAAUUUUUAUUCACGUGGAUUGUUAAAAAUGAGCAUCAGUACCAGUGUCAAGUGAGGGUGGGAGAGGAAGGCGGGGUAAGAGUAGAGGGGAAUUAAUGGAAAAUGUACUGAAAGCCUCAGAGUUUCAUAAGAAACACCACGUUAACAGCAAAGGUUUGAAGAGUUUUCUCUUACCUGGCAACACCUGCCUUCCCCUCCCACCUUCAUUUGACACUAGUAGAAAUGUUCAUUUUUUUGUUUGGUUUGUUUUAGUUUGGUUUGUUGUUCAAGAUAGGGUUUCUCUGUGUAGCACUGGCUGUCCUGGACUUGCUUUGUAAACUAGGCUGGUCUCAAACUCACAGUCAACCACCUGCCUCUGCCUCCCUGAGUCCUGGGAUUAAAGGUGUGUGCCACUAUGCCUGGCAUAGAUGAUCAUUUUUAGCAAUACACAUGAACAAAAACUUUGAUGCUGCAAAAAAAUCAGAAAAAGUAAAAGAAAAAUAACAAUAUUUUUAUAUUAAUUUAACUGGUAUACUAAUUAUAUGCCAGUUUAAUUAUAAAUUAAUUUUUAUAUUAACUAACUUACUGGCAUAAAAUGAAAAAUGUGUUUUCUUCAACCACGUGUCUUAAAUCCAUGUUAGAAUGUUGGACUAUAGAUUGUCACAUGAAGCCAUUUUGGAUAUUAGCUUUUGAAUCACAAAUUAAUUUUAAAUAUAUGGGCUGAUUUAAUUCAGCAAUUUUCCCCCUACUAUUUAAUGUCUCUCCGUAGCUGUUGUUACUUUCUUAUCAGCAUUCAAAGAGUUUAGAGUUAAUAGAGCACUGUGUAAUCUUUCUCUAAGGAGUCUUUAUUAUCCCUUACUGUUUAUUAAGCUUCUCAUUUAAAGGGAAGGAGAUCUUUCUAAAACUGCUUGUACUGUAUGAUUAUGUGGUAUUCCUCUAAUAUGCUUUGUUGUAAUAUGCAAAAAAUUUGUUUCAUUUUUCUAGAGACCUAUGCUGGAGCAUUGUCAAUCAUUGCUGUACAGGUAUC
Messenger RNA from Meriones unguiculatus (Mongolian gerbil), 4703 nucleotides. RefSeq names its product large ribosomal subunit protein eL38-like. The transcript has a single exon. Gene Ontology annotation, cellular component: cytosolic large ribosomal subunit; ribosome. NCBI's taxonomy places the organism in Eukaryota, Metazoa, Chordata, Mammalia, Rodentia, Muridae. The record is from RefSeq and is a predicted model, not a curated record. The coding region runs from base 1964 to 2212 and encodes 82 amino acids. Gene Ontology annotation, molecular function: structural constituent of ribosome. Gene Ontology annotation, biological process: translation; protein-RNA complex assembly.